Messenger RNA from Emiliania huxleyi CCMP1516, 408 nucleotides. RefSeq lists its product as hypothetical. Bases 1 to 408 code for a protein of 135 amino acids. Lineage: Eukaryota; Haptophyta; Isochrysidales; Noelaerhabdaceae. The transcript has a single exon. The record is from RefSeq and is a predicted model, not a curated record.
AUGAGCGCCGAGUCACGUUCCCUGCGCCGCAUCGGCGACCGUUCGACGGCCUUCGACGAGAGCGGCCUGUCGCACGAGGAGCGGCUCGACGUCGCCCGGCGCCACGCCGAGCAGGUCUUGGCCGACCGGGUCCGGCAGGCGCCGCGGACGGCGGCACUUGCAGAGGCGCGGGGGCCGAUCCUCAAGCAGUCGGCGCUCAUCGGCGCCGCUGCGGGCUGCCUAGGCGUCGCGGGCGCCAGCCGCGCGCUCUCGCGCCGCCAGAUGCUCACCGCCCAGCGGCUGCCUGCCAGCUCCUUUGUGAUCUUCGUUUCCUUUUUCAUGCCCUUUACGUUUGUGGCCAACUUCUCGCGCACUCGACUGCAGAAGCGAGCUGCGUCGCGUGUGGCGGAGAGUGAGGGCGUCAGAUGA